Molecule: messenger RNA, 978 nt
Organism: Saprolegnia parasitica CBS 223.65
Lineage: Eukaryota; Oomycota; Saprolegniomycetes; Saprolegniales; Saprolegniaceae
Product: serine/threonine protein kinase
Exons: 1
Coding region: 1-951 (316 amino acids)
Biological process (GO): protein phosphorylation
Molecular function (GO): ATP binding; protein kinase activity
Source: RefSeq, a predicted model, not a curated record
AUGAAGAACUACCUCGUUGAGCGCGAGCUCGCGCAUGCCUUGUAUGGCCGCGUGCUUCUUUGUCGCGACAGCACGCAGCGGGUCGUUGUCAAGCGGCUCGACCUGCGCGCGGCCGCCGAGCGCCGGUCGGUCGACGACGGGCGCCUCGUCGCCGAGGACGCGACCAUGGAGAAGCACGUGCACGGACUCCUCGCCCACGACCACAUUGUCGCGCUCCACGAGACCUUUUGCGCCGACGGCUUUGAGCAUUUUGUCAUGGAGUAUUGUCCGCGCGGCGAGCUCUUCCAGGAGCUCCAGCGCCAGCCGUCGCACCGCUUCGAGCCCACGCGCGCGCACGACUGCUUCAUCCAAGUCGCGACCGCCGUGGCCUUUAUGCACGAACGCGGCUUCGCGCACUGCGACCUCUCGCUCGAGAACGUCUUUGUCGAUGCAGCCUUCAACUGCAAGGUCGGCGACUUUGGCCUCGCGGCGCCGACGGCCGCGCGCAAGCAGACGCCGGUCGGGAAGCGCAUCUACAUGGCGCCCGAGAUGCUCUCGCCGGGCGGCUACGCGCCCGAGAAAGCCGACGUGUGGGCACUCGGCAUCAUGCUCUUCAUCAUGCUCACGGGCUGCCCGCUCUUUGGACGCGCCGACGACAGCGACAGCGUCUUCCGCUACGUGCAGGCGCAUGGCCUCGCCGGCGUCCUCCGCGGCUGGAAGCUCGACCACCUCGUGAACAAAGACUGCCUCCACCUCCUCAAGAAGCUGCUCGAUACCGACCCCAAGCGCCGCCCCGCGAUGAAGGCAGUCAUGAAGCACCCAUACGUGCGCGACGGCCUCCGGUUCGUUGAGAUCACCGACCACGUUGGUCGGUUCUUCAAAGCGCUUUGGACGACGCCUCGAGAUUGGCGCCGGUCCGAGUCGUCCAAUCAAGCGGCCAAGAAGCGGCCACCGCGCUCGAGUAUUUAUUAACCACACAAGGAAUACAGUGGUAUCCAU